CUGCUCUUCACUUCUUGAAGAAUCUGUCCAGACAGAGGUGCCCGGAAGCCAGACUCCCUAGCCCCAGCUCGUUCAUUGAUCGUUCCUCCUUGGCCUUUGAACACCAUGGCCAGUCCAAGAACCAGAAAAGUCCUUAAAGAAGUCAGGGCACAAGAUGAGAACAAUGUUUGCUUUGAGUGUGGUGCAUUCAAUCCUCAAUGGGUCAGCGUGACUUAUGGCAUCUGGAUCUGCCUGGAAUGCUCUGGGAGACACCGUGGGCUUGGGGUGCACCUCAGCUUUGUACGCUCAGUAACGAUGGACAAAUGGAAGGACAUCGAGCUUGAGAAGAUGAAGGCUGGUGGGAAUGCUAAGUUCCGUGAAUUCCUGGAAGCCCAGGAGGAUUAUGAGCCUAACUGGUCCUUGCAGGACAAGUAUAGCAGCAGAGCUGCAGCACUCUUCAGGGAUAAGGUGGCUACUUUGGCAGAAGGUAGAGAGUGGUCUCUGGAGUCAUCACCUGCACAGAACUGGACCCCACCUCAGCCCAAGAUGCUGCAAUCCACUGCCCACCGAUCAUCUGGCCAGCCACAGAAUGUGACUGCCUCUGGUGACAAGGCUUUUGAAGAUUGGCUGAAUGAUGACCUGGGCUCCUAUCAGGGUGCUCAGGAGAAUCGAUACGUAGGGUUUGGAAACACAGUGCCACCUCAAAAGAGAGAAGAUGACUUUCUCAACAAUGCCAUGUCAUCCUUGUACUCGGGCUGGAGCAGUUUCACGACUGGAGCGAGCAAGUUUGCUUCUGCAGCAAAGGAGGGUGCUACAAAAUUUGGAUCCCAAGCAAGUCAGAAGUUUUGGGGUUACAAGCAGCAGUCAGAGCCGGCUUCAGAGUUGGGCCACAGCCUGAAUGAGAAUGUUCUCAAGCCUGCACAGGAGAAGGUGAAGGAGGGAAGGAUUUUUGAUGAUGUGUCCAGUGGGGUCUCUCAGUUGGCAUCCAAGGUCCAGGGAGUUGGCAGCAAGGGAUGGCGUGAUGUCACUACUUUCUUUUCAGGGAAAGCUGAAGACAACUCAGACAGACCCUUAGAGGGCCACAGCUACCAAAACAGCAGUGGAGACAACUCCCAGAACAGCACCAUAGACCAGAGCUUCUGGGAGACCUUUGGGAGUUCUGAGCCCCCCAAGGCCAAGUCCCCAAGCAGUGACAGCUGGACCUAUGCAGAUGCCUCAACAGGGAGGAGGAGCUCGGACAGCUGGGAUGUUUGGGGCUCAGGUUCUGCAUCCAACAACAAGAACAGCAAUAGUGAUGGCUGGGAGAGCUGGGAGGGAGCCAGUGGGGAGGGGAGGGCAAAGGCCACCAAGAAGGCCCCCCCAUCGACAGCCGCCGAUGAUGGCUGGGACAACCAGAACUGGUAGGAGCCUUGCUGCACCUUGGCCCCAGCCCUGCUGGGAGACUGCUGUGUUUGCACUUUACCCUUCUUGUUCCUCCUUCAUUUGACCUCAGUGUGAAGACCGUGGCUCAGGCAGGGACAUGUCAUCCGUCUGCCUCUUGGGUCCUCUGAGCAGCCUUCCUGGACCCUGGGUUCUUGUGGCCCAGGCCCUGUCUCUGCAGCCUUGGGACAGCCUGGAACUGCCGUCCUGUGCAUUGUCAGCCAAGCCAGACAUCUGCUUUUGUUGAAGUCUUUUAAAACUUGAAAGAGUUGCUUAGUUCUUUUUUUUUUCUUGAAGAAGAUGCCAGGAGUCUCAGGCUGGACAAGAAAUGACAGAAGCAAUACUGGAGCUCACACUGCCACCGACGCCCUCACCUGAGUCCACGUCCUGUGGCCUGUGCUGUGAAACUCACUUUGUGACCCUCUGCCUUUCCCGCUUCAGCCUGCCCAGCCCUCAGUUUCAUGGGACAAACUCCACAGAUGGCCACACGCGGCAGCUUGGGUUCUGGUUCCUCCCUGAGCACCUGACUUGAACUUGGCCAGCCCUGGACAGCUCAGAAAUGAGGCAACGAGGGCCAAGAGGCUGGUAGUGUUUUCGGCACACCCGUCGCUCCCGCCCAGUACAGGGGAGCCUGAGUACGGAGGGUGGGCUCUGGUACCAACUCCACUGCCAGGGCUGGGACAUCUUGACAGGGGAGCCUCCAUCUAGGCAGGGCACCUGUUGGCACUUUGCCAGGUAUUGUGCCUACGGCAGCCCAGACUUUGUCCCAGCCUGUUCAGGGUGCUCAGGGUCAGAGCACACUUGGUCAUGUCUCCUUAGCAUGCAGCUGUCCCUCCAGACGGCCCCACCUCCCACCCCGUGGACUCUGUGGAACACUGCAGUUUGAGACCCAUUUGCUUUCAGUGGGUUUUGUGACAGCCUUUUCCUCCCAGGAUUCCGUGGCUGCUGUGUGCUGUGGCUGGAGAGCCCGGCUGGGUCUCUGUCUCCGUAAACCCACUCCUGUCUUGACCCUCAGUUUGACCAGCAGUGCAUGACCUGAA
Molecule: messenger RNA, 2438 nt
Organism: Phodopus roborovskii (desert hamster)
Lineage: Eukaryota; Metazoa; Chordata; Mammalia; Rodentia; Cricetidae
Gene: Arfgap1
Product: ADP ribosylation factor GTPase activating protein 1
Exons: 14
Coding region: 106-1383 (425 amino acids)
Biological process (GO): regulation of endocytosis; regulation of ARF protein signal transduction
Cellular component (GO): Golgi membrane
Molecular function (GO): GTPase activator activity
Source: RefSeq, a predicted model, not a curated record